Doryrhamphus excisus (bluestripe pipefish) is the source of this 4015-nucleotide messenger RNA. NCBI's taxonomy places the organism in Eukaryota, Metazoa, Chordata, Actinopteri, Syngnathiformes, Syngnathidae. The record is from RefSeq and is a predicted model, not a curated record.
AAUCUUUUCACACUGCCUCAUCUGGCCUUGGCGGAGGCUCCGUGCGAUGCCUGAGUGAAAAGCGUGAGCCAUGCCGGCCAAGGGGAAAUACUUGUUGAACGACCAGGAGCUGAAGAAUGAGGCUUUGUACCGCAAGUUCUCCUGCAUCAGCCAAUACCAGCCGCUGGUGCUGCUGCUGGGCCUCUCCAUGCUGUCCUGUGGGGUUCUCCUCAUUCUCUUCUUCGCUCUACGGCUGAGUGCGGAAGAGCACUGCGCCUUUGUGAGCGUGGUGAGCGGCAGCUUCUGCGUGUUCCUCGCCGUCUUCGUGCUGGUUUGCACCGAGAUGCUCUCCCAGCGAUGGAGACGUCUGCUGGGUCUGCUGGUGUGGGCCACACACCUCACCAUGGGCUACACCUUCAUCUUCAGCGGGCCCGUCAUCCUGCCGUGGGACCAGGUGCCUUUCUUCCUCUUCAUCAUCUUCACGGUGUACACCAUGCUGCCGUUCCCGUGGUGGUACGCUGUGGCGUUGAGCGUCAUCUCCUCGCUGUCCCACAUUGUGGUCCUCACGCUGCAUCUCACCGUUUACAGCAGCGCACCGACUCCUUAUCUUGCUAACCAGCUGCUGUCCAACGCGGUGGUCUUUCUGUGCGGUAGCGUAGUGGGAGCCUUCCAUAAGGUCCUCAUGGAGAAAACCCUCAGACAGACCUUCCAGGACACGCUAAGAUGUCUUAGCAUGCGCAUGAAGCUGGAAAUCGAGAAGAGACAACAGGAGAACUUGCUGCAGUCCGUGCUGCCCGUCUACAUCUCCAUGAAGAUGAAGCUGACCAUCAUGGAGCGCCUGCAAGACUGCAAGGACAAAGAGGAGCAGCAACGCCUGGUCAAAGACAACAACUUCCACAGCCUUUAUGUCAAAAGGCAUGAAAACGUCAGUAUUUUGUACGCAGACAUCGUUGGCUUCACUCGCCUGGCCAGCGACUGUUCUCCCAAGGAGUUGGUGAUUAUGCUCAACGAAUUGUUUGGAAGGUUUGACCAGAUUGCGAAGGAGAACGAGUGCAUGAGGAUCAAGAUCCUGGGCGACUGCUACUACUGCGUGUCAGGUCUGCCGGUCUCUCUGCCCAAACACGCCAAGAACUGUGUCAAGAUGGGCCUGGACAUGUGUGAAGCCAUCAAGCAGGUUCGGGAGGCCACAGGCGUGGACAUCAACAUGAGAGUCGGCGUGCACUCGGGCAACGUGCUGUGCGGCGUGAUCGGGCUACGGAAGUGGCAGUUCGAUGUGUGGUCACAUGACGUCACUCUGGCCAAUCACAUGGAGUCGGGAGGCUGUCCGGGACGUGUCCACAUCACGGAGGCCACUCUGAAGCACUUGAACAAGGCCUACGAAGUGGAAGAGGGCAACGGGCACCUCCGGGAUGCCUACCUGAAGGAGCUGAACGUCACAACGUAUCUGGUUAUUGACCCCCGGUCGAAGGAUCCGACGCAGAGCGGCCGCAGCGCUCCUAAGCCUCGAGUGAAUGACGGUCUGAAGAUGCGGGCGUCCGUGCGUAUGACCCGGUACCUGGAGUCCUGGGGGGCCGUCAAACCCUUCGCCCACCUCCAGAGCAGAGAGGGGUUCAGCUCGGACCCCCUGGUCAAUGGCAAGUCACUCUGCAAGGACAUCCCGUUGCGGACAGCACCCAGCUCCAAGAUCCCUGAGAGCUUUGAUGAGUCUGUAGACGAGAGGGUCACCUCGCCUGCCCCUUCGUUCAGCAGCUAUAAGAACAAAUCCCAGAAGAGUCGCUUUGAUGAGGAGCUGCACAACGAGAUGACGACGACCAUAGACGAGCUCAGCAGCAAGCAAUGGUAUAAAUCGGAGGAGAGCGGGAGUUUAGCUAUAUGGUUUCCGAAGAAAGAUCUGGAAAAACAGUACCGAGCGCUGGAUCUGCCCAUGUUCAAGCACUACGUCGGCUGUGCCACCUUCAUCUUCCUCUGCAUCUUCCUCAUCCAGAUGUUUGUCACGAAGGACCGACAGAUAUUAGGAAUAACGUUUGGAGCGUUGGUGUGUGUCCUGCUGUUGACCCUGGCCAUCUGCUUUGCUGGUCACUUACAGCGUCUUUUUCCAGAGAAGCUGUCCAAUUGCCAGUGGCUGGCUGCCGUCUCGGAGUCGGUGGUGAAGAAGCCAUGUGUGCGCCUCCCGCUGGCCGCCGUCGCCACUGCGGUUAUUAUAAUCUUGGCAAUCUUCAACCUGUGCUUCGUUCAGACACGUUUGCCGGAAUGUUCCAGCGAUGUUCCGGACCUUGGGCACGCAAAUGGUUCCCAUGAAGUGGGCCUACAGGAAGGACUCUUCUAUCUGCCUUACUCCGUGUACUGCUGCAUCUUAUCCCUGGUGGCUUGCGGGGUUUUCCUGCGGGUCAGCUUGGAGCUCAAAGCGCUCUUCCUCACCCUGGCCUCCACUGUGUACUACGUCAUCAUCCUCAGCACCAACAGGGCUCUCUUUGUGGCCUACGCCGGCGUCCUCUACGCUCAGAUUCCUGGGGCCGGGAACUGCAGCAGCAUAGAAGAUGAGUCCAUCCUGAGACUGGUCGGCCUGGUGAAGCACCCUCAGGUGAUGAGCUGCAUCUACAUCACCUUGUUCCUGGUCACCAUGCUCAUCAUCUCACAGCAGAACGAGUCGUGCUUCCGCCAGGACUUCCUGCUCAAGUACAAGAACCACACGGAGCAGGACGAGAUCGAGACCCGGGAGAACCUCAACCGGCUUCUGCUGGAGAACGUGCUGCCGGCUCACGUGGCCUCGCUCUUUGUCGGGGAGAACAAAAAGAACGAGGACCUCUACUACAAGUCAUACGACUGCGUGUGCGUGAUGUUCGCCUCAGUGCCGGAUUUCAAAGAGUUCUACACAGAGUGCGAUAUCAACAAGGAAGGUCUGGAAUGCCUGCGACUCCUCAACGAAAUCAUCGCCGACUUUGACGAGCUGCUGUCCAAGCCCAAGUUCAGCGGCGUGGAGAAGAUCAAGACAAUUGGCAGCACGUACAUGGCGGCGGCCGGGCUCAGCGGGACGCCCGGGCAGGAGAACAAUCAGGACAGGGAGCGCCAGCAGGCCCAGAUCGGGAUCAUGGUGGAGUUCGCCAUCGCUCUGAUGGGCAAGCUGGACGGCAUCAACCGACAUUCCUUCAACAGCUUCAGGCUGCGUGUGGGAAUUAAUCACGGCCCCGUGAUCGCCGGCGUGAUCGGCGCCAGGAAGCCUCAGUACGACAUCUGGGGCAACACCGUCAACGUGGCCAGCAGGAUGGAGAGCACAGGGGAGCUGGGAAAGAUCCAAGUGACGGAAGAAACGUCAGACGUGCUGCACAAGCUGGGCUACUCGUGCGAAUGUCGCGGCUUCAUCAACGUGAAGGGAAAAGGCGAGCUGAAGACCUUCUUUGUGUGCACGGACAUGAGCAAGCAGCAAGGCAUGGGCCUGAGCUGAGCCGCCGACGAGUCAAAGGAACUUUCCCCAAGGACAAGGACACACUGUUUACGUCGAACAUGGCUGCAGUACAGCUGCAAACCUGCAGGGGCGCUGCUGUCCGACAUUAGAGGAACUUUUGUACUUUGGAUUACACUUAGAUGAACAUGAGAGGAACGUGUAUGUUGUUUUUGUAGAUGUUUCUUCGGCAAGUUGGACACUCUGCUUUGUUACUGUGUAAUAAGCAAAAGCAACACGUUUCGGACUUCGGUUCGAUUCCCAUCUAACACGGCGGUUUCAUGUGUGCGGCGAGUCUACUUGUAGUCUAUGUUGGGUUUGUGCGUCCAGGUUCUCAGCGCAGGAAAGCCGAAUCCUGGAUCUUCAUGCCUCUUCAUUGGCCUUACCUGACCGCCAAUUGUGCUGCUUUCGUCUUAACACCUGACGCAUAUUCGGGCCUUUUUGUGUGUGAACUGUUCAGUCGCGGAACGUCAUAAUAAAUUAUUCAAAAUGGUGAUUUAAUUUAAAAAAAAAAAACGUUUUAUUGAAUGAAAUGUCACAACUGAAUAAAAAUGACUUUUUGUACGUUUUGUAUGUUUUAACAUCUGUAAGGUCACC